Messenger RNA from Spathaspora passalidarum NRRL Y-27907, 1563 nucleotides. RefSeq names its product mitogen-activated protein kinase kinase (gene HST7). The record is from RefSeq and is a predicted model, not a curated record. Bases 1 to 1563 code for a protein of 520 amino acids. Gene Ontology annotation, biological process: protein phosphorylation. The transcript is spliced from 2 exons. Lineage: Eukaryota; Fungi; Ascomycota; Pichiomycetes; Serinales; Debaryomycetaceae. Gene Ontology annotation, molecular function: protein kinase activity; ATP binding.
AUGAUGAAUUGGAAUAAUUCAUCGGAUACCUCUUUAGGAUCCUCCAAAGAUAAAGAUUUACCACCUGUUCCUGUCUUUUCAUCAGUCACUGGAUCAACAAAACUAGAUGCUACUGACGAUUCUUCCGAACUAUUACAAGCUAAAACGUUAAAAAGAAAAAAUUUUAAAAAGCUUUCCUUAGAUGCAUCUCCAAGUAAAGAUAAUGCUCGUGUUAUAGAUGACGAUUCAAUGAUAAGAACGCCCAUUUCAUUAAGGCAAAGAAGACAAAGACCCGCGCCCAUGCUCAACCAAGCGUUAACCAGAAACAAUAGCAUGCCUGAUUCUUCUGUUGAAUUGAAUAUUAAUAAAAGUAAUAGAAAUGUUGAUCCUGACCAAGAAACUUCAGCCGAUAUAAUUAUAAAUCAAAUUUCUAAUUUGGAUCUUAACAAUAAGAAACAAGGUCUGGUUACACGCAAAAGGCAAACAGUUAUAUCCUCCAUUUCUCCUACCAAGUCAACAUCUUCAUCACCCUUGGAGCCAAGACCGGCAUCAUUUGCAACUGCGCUCAAUACCAUAGAGGAUCAAUCACCUAUUGCCACCACUGGAUCGUUUGAAUUAAACACAAAAGAUCUAGUGACAUUAAAAUCAUUGGGAUCAGGCCAUUCAGGAACAGUUACCAAAGUACUUCAUGUCCCAACUGAGAAAAUCAUGGCUAAGAAAAUCAUUCAUAUUGAUCUGAAGAGUGUAAUUCAACGACAGAUAAUUCGUGAAUUACGUAUAUUGCAUGAAUGUCACUCACCAUUUAUUAUUGAUUUUUACGGUGCAUUCCUUAACACCAAUAACACAAUAGUCAUUUGUAUGGAAUAUUGUAAUUGCGGGUCUUUAGAUAAGAUAUUACCAUUAUGUGAAAACAAACAGUUCCCCUUGAUAGUAUUAAAAAAAUUGGCGUUUGCUAUUCUUUCAGGGUUGAGUUAUCUAUAUACAACGCAUAAGAUUCUUCAUCGAGAUAUUAAACCAAAUAAUGUUUUAAUGACACACAAGGGUGAGUUCAAACUAUGUGAUUUUGGUGUAUCUCGAGAAUUGACAAACUCCAUGGCUAUGGCCGACACAUUUGUUGGUACAUCAACAUAUAUGUCUCCCGAGAGAAUACAAGGAUUGAAUUAUGGCAUCAAAUCUGAUGUAUGGUCCAUGGGUCUAAUGUUGAUAGAAUUAGCCAGUGGAAUACCAAUAUGGACAGAUGAUGAUGAUGACGAGGACAAAGAAGGGGAGGAAAAUGGAAACUUUGAAACUCGAGGACCUGAAGGUAUCUUGGAUUUAUUACAAAGAAUCGUCAAUGAACCUGCUCCGACAUUGUCAAACAAGAUUAAUCCUGUAACCAAAACUAAAUAUGAUGGGAAAUUAUGUCAAUUCAUAGAUUUAUGUUUAAUUAAAGAUGAUAAGAGUAGGGGAUCACCUUGGCAAUUAUUGGAAGACAAGAAUGGAUUCUUACAGGGAGUUUCUGAAGGUGUUUAUGAUAAGGAACAUAAAUCCUGGGCCAAAAAAAUACGGAAGUUAAGCAAAGAAAAGAAUGAACAGGAAAAAUAG